GUGGUGACGUAUCCGCGCUGGACGUGCUGACGCUCGUCGGGAGAGCGGUGUGCGCAGGCGCGGCGCUGACAGCCGCGCUCUACCUGAUCCGCAGAGCGUGUUACUGUUUAAUAAUGGCCUGGAAAUCCGGAGGAGCGAGCCACGCGGAGCUCGUCAACAACCUCCGCAAAAAUGGGAUCAUUAAAUCAGACCGCGUGUAUGAAGUUAUGUUGGCCACAGACCGUGCCCACUUUUCCAGAUGUAACCCAUACAUGGACUCGCCACAAUCUAUAGGUUACCAAGCAACAAUCAGUGCACCACAUAUGCACGCGUAUGCUCUAGAGCUUCUCCAUGAUCACCUGUAUGAAGGAGCGAAGGCUCUGGAUGUGGGAUCAGGCUCCGGAAUCCUGUCCGUCUGCUUUGCCAGAAUGGUUGGGCAGAAGGGGAAGGUGAUUGGCAUUGAUCAUAUAAAGGAGCUUGUGGAGGAUUCUAUAACUAAUGUAAAGAAAGACGAUCCUAGUUUGAUCUCUUCAGGGAGAAUCAAACUCAAUGUUGGAGAUGGAAGAAUGGGCUAUGAGGAAGAAGCACCUUAUGACGCCAUACAUGUCGGAGCCGCAGCUCCCACAGUGCCACAAGCAUUGCUGGACCAGCUAAAGCCAGGUGGGCGUCUGAUUCUGCCGGUCGGGCCAGCAGGAGGGAACCAGAUGCUGGAGCAGUAUGACAAAUUGGAGGAUGGCAGUACCAAAAUGAAGCCACUGAUGGGCGUGAUUUACGUGCCUUUAACAGACAAAGACAAGCAGUGGUCAAGGUGGAAGUGACUUCCUGUCCUCUGUCCCCUCUCUCUCUCCUAGGGCACAGGGAUGAACUUUGAAAGGAUGAUCUGGCAAUACUCAUCGCACCACACGCGCACACACACACGAACACACACACACACACACACAUACACAUCCAAAUGGACUUCACUGAGGAGAGCUUGUAUAAAUGCUCUAUUUCCAUACCUGUGACAGUCUGACGGUCGUGAAAGAUGGAUGUAUUGAUCAGAUUCUUUUAUUUAAAAAGGAAAAAAGUGGAACAGGGCUUUGUGCUGAGAUUUUCAUGCCUGCAGUUUGAGAAUUGUGAAUGCAGUUUUUUUUUUUGGAGGGGGGGGUUAUUUGACGCAGGUGCAUAUUUCUUGUGAUGACUUCAGUAUUACAGUCAAUUGGAUUGUUCAUGCAUCUCAGCGUAAUGUAAACAGAACACGGGGGCCGGCCUUUGUGCUGAAUCCAGCCUGUGAUUAAAACAGAAUUCACUGCUACAUUAUGUGUAGGGAUGUCUUGGCUCUACAAAUCCGUGUUAAUAGUAAUGGCUUGUGUUUUCAGCUGAAGCAUGUGAUGCCCAGGCAAAAUAAACCACUUAUCAUUCGAUAAUUUUAUCAGAGGAUUCUAGAGUAAGCCACAAGAGGCCAUGUGUUACAAUGAUUUUACCAUGGUUAUGGGAUGCUCUUCGGUUUGACGCAAAGCAAUCCUCUUUAAAAUCAGUAUAGCACAGUUUCAAUGGCUCAGUAUGGGAUAAUGUACAGCCAGCUGGUCAUUAUAGCAAACUGAACCCCUAACACUAAGCAGAACUGUUAUUCCUGGAUGCUUACCAACCAAAUAAAUAACAUGUAAAUAACAUGAAUUAUUGAAAAGUUGAAAACAUUUUAAUAUGUGAGAAGAGUGCAAAAUUGUUUAUCUGGGACAAUGGUCAAUUAUUCUCUUUAGCAUAAUUAGAAAAAUAUGUACAAACCACAGAAUGCUGCCAUUAACCAAUCACAAUCCACAAUCACAAUCUUGUUUUAUACACAGAGGCAUUGUCAUGUUAGAAUAGA
Molecule: messenger RNA, 1825 nt
Organism: Sinocyclocheilus rhinocerous
Lineage: Eukaryota; Metazoa; Chordata; Actinopteri; Cypriniformes; Cyprinidae
Product: protein-L-isoaspartate(D-aspartate) O-methyltransferase-like
Exons: 8
Coding region: 114-797 (227 amino acids)
Biological process (GO): protein modification process
Cellular component (GO): cytoplasm
Molecular function (GO): protein-L-isoaspartate (D-aspartate) O-methyltransferase activity
Source: RefSeq, a predicted model, not a curated record